Ailuropoda melanoleuca (giant panda) is the source of this 5366-nucleotide messenger RNA. RefSeq names its product protein phosphatase, Mg2+/Mn2+ dependent 1F (gene PPM1F). The coding region runs from base 178 to 1503 and encodes 441 amino acids. Gene Ontology annotation, biological process: negative regulation of protein kinase activity; protein dephosphorylation. Gene Ontology annotation, molecular function: protein serine/threonine phosphatase activity; cation binding. Lineage: Eukaryota; Metazoa; Chordata; Mammalia; Carnivora; Ursidae. Gene Ontology annotation, cellular component: nucleus; cytosol. The record is from RefSeq and is a predicted model, not a curated record. The transcript is spliced from 8 exons.
GCGGGGCCGGCCGGGAGCGGCUCGCGCGGCCCCGAGUGGCGGAGUAGCAGGUGAGGCCCUGGGGGUCCCGGGGGUAAGGAAGCCUGGGGCAUGGGACCGGUGGGCUGACCGCGCCGGACUGAGGCUCAGGGAAGACCACCCGGAAUCCCAGCAGAGACCCCCCGGGAUGCUCUGGGCAUGGCCUCUGGAGCCCCCCAGCAGAGCAGCCGGCCAGCAGAGGAGAUCCCAGGCUUCCUGGACGCCUUCCUCUGCGACUUCCCAGCGCCGCUGAGUCUAGAGAGCCCUGUGCCAUGGAAGCUCCCGGGGACAGUGCUGAGCCAGGAGGAGGUGGAGGGAGAGCUGGCCGAGCUGGCGAUGGGCUUCCUGAGCAGCAGGAGCGCCCCGCCACCACUUGCCUCAUCUCUGGCCCACGAGGCGGUUUCCCAGCUGCUACAGACAGACCUUUCCGAAUUCAGGAAGUUGCCCAGGCAGGAGGAGGAGGAGGAAGAGGAUGACGAGGAAGAGAAGGCCCCUGUGACCUUGCUGGAUGCCGGGGACCUGGCACGAAGUUUCUUUAACCGGCUCUGGGAAGUGUGCAGCCAGUGGCAGAAGCAGGUGCCCUUGACCGCGCGGGUUCCUCAGCGGCAGUGGCUGGUCUCGGUGCAUGCCAUCCGGAACACCCGCCGCAAGAUGGAGGACCGGCACGUGUGCCUGCCCGCCUUCAACCAGCUCUUUGGCCUGUCCGACCCCGUGGACCGAGCCUACUUCGCUGUGUUCGAUGGUCACGGCGGGGUGGACGCUGCUCGGUUCGCUGCCGUGCACGUGCACACCAACGUUGCCCGCCAGCCGGAGCUGCACGAGGACCCCGCCCGAGCCCUCAGAGAAGCCUUCCGGCGCACCGAUGAGAUGUUUCUCUGGAAAGCCAAGCGAGAGCGGCUGCAGAGCGGCACCACAGGGGUGUGUGUGCUCAUCGCCGGAAAGACCCUGCACGUCGCCUGGCUCGGGGACUCCCAGGUCAUCCUGGUGCAGCAGGGACAGGUGGUGAAGCUGAUGGAACCGCACAGACCUGAGCGACAGGACGAGAAGGAGCGCAUCGAGGCCCUGGGCGGCUUCGUGUCUCACAUGGACUGCUGGAGAGUCAACGGGACCCUGGCCGUGUCCAGAGCCAUCGGGGACGUCUUCCAGAAGCCCUACGUGUCAGGGGAGGCGGACUCAGCCUCUCGGGAGCUGACGGGCUCCGAGGACUACCUGCUGCUGGCCUGUGAUGGCUUCUUCGAUGUUGUCCCCCACCAGGAGGUCGCUGGCCUCGUCCAGAGCCACUUGGUCAGGCAGCAGGGCAGCGGGCUGCAGGUUGCCGAGGAGCUGGUGGCUGCAGCCCGGGAGCGGGGCUCCCACGACAACAUCACAGUCAUGGUGGUCUUCCUCAGGGACCCCCGAGACCUACUGAAGGGUGGGGCCCAGGGGGCAGGGGAUGUGCCCUCUGGCCUCUCAGAGCCAGAGACCAACACUCCCCAGAGAAGCUAGGAGGUGCAGGCCCCCUGCCCCCACCCCAUGCCCCUCCCCCUCAGACGCCUUAGGACCUGGCUGGCCGAGGUGGGCAGGCGGGUGCCCCCCUCACAGUACUUUCCCUGGGCCCCGAUUCCCCUGUGCAGCUUGCGUCAGUCCAUCCUGGCGGCUGUGGAACUGCACUGGGUUGGGGGGGUUGUUAUUUAUGCCCUGCUCGCGCAGGCGGUGGGAUGGCCCGGAUCCCCGAAGGAGGCCUAGGGAAGAGACCUCACCAAAGAGAAGAUGACCCGGGAAGUGGAGCAGCUCUUCUCCCAGGCCCACUGGGUAGGGGCAGGACCAGAGGCCACAGGCGCAGGCCCGCAGCCAGACCAAAGAUGCCGGGCACACGCAUGGGGCAGCUGGGCGCUGCAUGUGAGGCCCCGGGCAGACCCAGGGGCGAUGGACAUUUCCAAGUGUAUCCUGGAUGUCCAGCACAGGUUUCUCAUUGGCUCCCCCCUGGCCGCAGCUAGGAGGACUCCUCUCUGUAGAUGCGUCUGGCUGGUCCUGGCCUGCCAAGCCGACUUCCCAGAGCGGGAAGAGCGGCCCCGUUGGGAAGGAGGGAGCACCAGGAAUCUGGUCUGCGGUGGGCCCUCGCGGCCCCAGCCUCCCCGGUCCCCUCCCAGCCCGCACACAUCCAGGGAGGGGAAGGUCAGAGAAAUGACACGUGUGUUUUUUGUUUGUGGUCUUUUUCUUCCCGCAGGGAAGUCUGACUCAGAAGCAGUAUUUCAGGUUUUUGUCCUUGUUUCGUCAGUGCCAAGUUGACCUUGUGUCACAUAACUUAAGCAGCAGAGCUUAGCAUUUAUUUUAUUCUUAGGAAACUUAAGUAUUAAUUUUUUUUUAGAAGAAACUUCUUUUGCAGUAUUACUGAAUUUUUUUUUUCCUAAAUCAGGAUUGAAACAAAAACUUUUCCAGGUGGUGUUAAUAAGCCAUUCAAGUGCCUUAAACAGCUUUAGGUAAGGCUAGAACCUGGGACGGGUUCGGACUGGGACGGACUCUACUAGGCAUGUUUCCGUUUUUACAAAAGCAGGAUUUAUUUUGUUAUAGUGGCAUGAUUUUGGCUAGAAUUCUUCCCGGAUGAGUUCCUUCCGCCUCUUGUGAUUCCAUUUGCUGCUGACACUUAGCAAAGCAGCCCCUAAGAGCAUAGGCUGUGCUGUGUGGCCUGGGCCAGAUCGCAGGGCUCUGAGAGUUCGGGGUGACCCGGGCCCCACACCAGCCUCCCUCCACACCUUGGCCCUGCUGCUCAUGUCUCUGGCUGGUGCCCAGGCUGAGGGACUGGGUGAGCGCCGUGAAGCGGGCUCCUCGUUUGACUGGAAUGUCCUAGAAGGUCUUGUGUUAGUAAUCAAAUUGGUUUCAUUGGGAAGCACACUUAGAGGCCCUGGCGAGUCCCGAAGCAGCACGGGGCGGGGGGGAGGGGGGCUUAGGCUGUUUGGAGCCUAUCCUGCCUACCUGCCCCAUGGCCACCAAAACCCUUCCUCCUGUCUCCCGCCUGCCACGGCUGGCCCCCUCUGCCACCUUGCUCUGCCCACAGCCCAACACCUGGGGAGAGCUCUACAUUCCCUGGCAUGCUGUGGGCAGGGGAGGCUCGGGAGCCACAAAACUUGGGUGACUCGGGCUACUCCUAUCCGGUGAGGCAGAUAUAGCAUGGGUGUCCAGUUGGAAGUGGCAGGGCUGGGUGUAGAGUCCAGGCAGAGGCCAAGGGCCCAGAGAGAGGGGUGUCUGGGGGAAGGACUCAGGCCUCCAGGUCUGAGAACACCAGUGGGAGGCUUAGCUGAGGCUUCUGGAGAAUGUCACUGGGAGGCGGGCAGCAGGAGGAAGCUUGGCCCCAGGCCCCAGCUAGGAGAGGGCAGAGAGGACCCUGAUCCCAGUGCACCGAGGGGGGCCCUGCCAAAGAGGCGGUGGGUAGUGGGAGCCUCGGUGGCCCUCGUCAGCCCAGGGAAGCCCCCCUCCCGGCCCCCCGUCCAGGCAAGUGGGCCCUGCAGCAGAAAGGGAGGGAGGCAGCUCAGGGCAGGCGGUGGGGCAGUGGGAGAUGCCCCCACAGGCUCUGAGUUUAACCCUCACUCCCACGGCAGGGCCCAAGCAGCUCAGGUGAUCCGGGCGGUGCCACGGCCCGAGGCUCAUUAUGGAAAGCAUCUUAAACAUGGUCACCACAAUUCAGAGGUUUGGUGGGAGCCAACAGUGACCUAGUAUUGCCCCACUUAAUCUGAAAGCCCUGCUGCUUUCUGGGGUUCUGAAGCCCCCUCUUUGGCCCUUCCCAGCACAAGGCUGGCAAGAGGCAGCAUGUGGCCCAGCCCUUCACUGCCGGCCUGGCUGCCCCUGGGCAUGAGCUUAGCAGAGGGAGGAGACGUGGACUUCUGUUGUUCUCCUUUCUUUGCCAGUCUGAUUCCGUGAUUGCCACCAAAAGUGGGGCUUCACCCGUGGAGCCUGGAUCUCACCAUGUAGCGGCCUGAUUCAUGCCCUGGCUCCAAGCUCUACCAGGAGAUCUCUGCAGGCUUGUCCCAGUGACCACCCCCCUCUGGCAGAGGCUUCCGUGGUCUGGUGCCGCUCACCCUUGCCUUGGGGUGAGGGGGCCCCUGUUCCUCCUGCACGGACACCGGCUCUGUGUAAGCACCUAGGCAUAGAGGUCUCUUUCCUCUUGCCCGGGGCUGGACUGGGAACCACUGGGCGUCUUCAGCCUCUGAAAGGCCUGGCCCACCUCCUUUUCAGACCACAGCCCCAUAAAGGCCCCUAACUGGGACCUCAGGUCUGGAAGCCUCGAUCCCCUUCUCAAAUCCUAGCUUUGCCACCAGCUCGUUGUAUGAGCUGAGCCAAGUCAUGGAGCCUUCCUGGGCCUCGGUGUCUCCUCUCUAGGGCACAGGGUUGCGCUGAAUCUGUGAUGCCGGAGGUUUGGGGGCUCCCCGGGGCAAGCCUGGUGCGGCCUAGGGAGCUGCUGCCAGUGCCGCGGGAGCCCUCCCCGACUGCUAGCAGGGAGGGGUGAUUAAGUGUUAUUAGUGUCUGUUCUUACAGUUAAGUGGGCUGGAAAAGAACGGAGCUGUAGAUGUUAGCCCCGCAUACGGAACACGGAAGCUCCCAGAGCAGGCCCUGUGGUAGGGCUGACUCUGAGCCAGCAGGGGCGGGGCAAGCAGGCAGGCUCAGCUCCCUCCCUCCGCCGGUGUGAGGCAGGGGGGCAUGGAGAGGGGCAGGGCACAGCUGGGCUCUCCCUGACCCAGCUUGUCCUCAGCACCCAGGACGAGGAAAGGGGUGUGCUUUAGGGGGGACGGUGACGGGGGCAGGCCCCACUGGAGGCGCACAGGCUCUCUGAAGUCCCGAGCCCGCCUUGGGCCACAGCCCUCUCUCCUCCUCCCCUCCCCAGUCAGCGCUCCGCCCUCACCCCUUCCCCUGCACUGCCAGUUUGGAGUCCCGGGCACAGGUGGCCCGGCUACCUCAGCAGUAUUCCCGGGGCCUGGGGUACCGCGCCGGAGGUCCCUCGGCCCGGCCCUGACAAGGGCUCAAUGGAAACCUGCUGGGCCUGUGCAAAAUAAGCUGAUUUGGGUUUGAUUCUGCCUGUAGCCCAAGAGAGGCAGCCCCAGGAGGCCUGUGCUUUUCGCCGAGGCUCCGCAGCUUUGCCAAAUGCGCCGAGCUUUGCCAUUCAUGCGCCAUGCCAGCCUUGCCAAGGGUUUAUCUGUGCACGUCUCGGCAGGGCUCCUGGGAGGGGUGUUCUCUGCAGGGGGCGUCUUGUCCCGAGAUGGGAUGGCUGUCUCCCCUGUCUGCAGGUAUGAGUUCCAGGAUGAGGGGGCCAGAAACUCGGUCUCCUCCCAGGGGGCACUGUGCUCACGUGUCAAUAAACCACGAGUUCUGAAACCCUG